Galendromus occidentalis (western predatory mite) is the source of this 1402-nucleotide messenger RNA. RefSeq names its product PSME3-interacting protein. The transcript has 2 exons. The coding region runs from base 185 to 847 and encodes 220 amino acids. Gene Ontology annotation, cellular component: nucleus. NCBI's taxonomy places the organism in Eukaryota, Metazoa, Arthropoda, Arachnida, Mesostigmata, Phytoseiidae. The record is from RefSeq and is a predicted model, not a curated record.
GUUUCUACACACCGAUGAGCAUUCAUAUUGGAUGCGGAGACGAAUCAGAAAAUCUUCUCUCUAGACCGCUGCGUUCUCGACUCGCGACUCAGUCCGCUGUUCAGUGAGGUUUGGUGGAUUACAUGGUCUAGAAGUUCGGUCGGUACGGGCUAUAAAGACAUCGAGUGUCAGCCUUCAUACGAUCAUGUCUUCGGUGGGUCUCAGUAAAUUCGUCACAGAAUCGGAAGUUGAGGAGGCGAAGAAGAAGCGUCAGGAAGAGUGGGAUCGAGUGCGGAAGCCGGAGGACCCGGAGAGCGCACCUGAACCAGAAGUACAAGAUCUCAGACCGCUCUACGAUAGACUCGAGGAGAACAGAUUACGCAAAGAAGCCGAAAAAGAAGAAUCGAAGAAGCUCAAGCACCUCGUGAAGGGUCUCGACUCUGAGGAGGUAGAAUUCUUGGAGCAAGUUGAUCAGAUUCGUAUGAAGAACGAGCUCAGAGAACGUGAGGAGGAACGGAAAGAACUCGAGGCUUUCAAACUGCGCUCGCAGUUUGUCCACUCCGUCGGCGAGCCAGAAAUUAAAAUCGAUCCUACGAAAAAACCGAGUCAGAGUCGAGGGAGUUCCAAGUCGCAAGCAUCUCUUCUCGCUGGUGCAAUCAAACGCAAAACGGAUUCGGCCAGUGAUGACGCACAGAACAAGAAGGCAAGAGCAGCGAGGGACGAUACCCCGAAAGUGCUCGGUGUCCUCCCCGGCUUGGGUCAUUACGAAACAGACAGCUCAGACGUCGAUUCGGACGAAAGCUCCGCAGAUGAGGCUCCUUGUUCGUCUGGUUGUGACAUUUUGAGCCGAUCUUUCGUGAUUGAAUGAUAUCGAACCCGGCGCCCAGGGCGGUCUAGGAAAUGAACUGUUAAUCACCGAGGUUUUCCGAGCAUAAGGUAAUCUAAGCCACUCGAAAUGCGGAAUACAACUCUUUCUCCUCAUCCGAAUCAACACAAUGAUCAUUCCUCUUCAUCAGUGCGCUCAACAGGCGAUUUUUUAUUCUUUAACAAAAGCGUACGCGACAUAAAUGGUCAGUGCUUCCCACUCAGGUUUCGAUAACGUUCCCUGAAACGAAUCGAGACUUUUUCAAGCCACAGCAGCAAGUCGCAUCUGAGAGCGUGAUGCUCGGAUGGGAGUAAUCAUUCGCUCCUCGCGACGGAUAUUCUGAUCACCCUGACACCGUAUAAGGAAGUCUAGAGCGCAAUUCCUGGAUUCUGAACCGAGAGGGAGUGGAGAGAAACUCGCUACUCACCACAGGUCUCUUCGUCUGCUCGUGAGCCUUUUGUGCGUGCGCGUAAUCGUCCGCUUCCCCCGAGAGUUGCGUCCCGUACCCGGGUGGAUACGUUUCCAGUGCAUUCAUUUUAGUUAAUAAAAACGAUCCUU